AUGGCAUUGGCAGAGACUUUGGUAAGAGCGAUUAAUAAAUUAGGAUUGGUUCCUAAAUUGAUUCAAUUGUUACCCAAAUUUUCAUUAAUAAUUGCUUUGAUAAGUUGUUUAUGGUUAUUUGUAUUACCUUUGGAUGAUUAUUAUCGUAAUACUUAUAUUUCAGAAAAUGCUUUAAUGCCAGGACAAAUUCAUUCAUAUUUUAGAGAAAGUGAAUGGAAUAUAGUUAGAGGUUAUAGAGAUGAAUUAAAAAAAUUAGAACCAAUGACAAUUCCACAACGUAAUGAAAUCAUUGAAACUUGGUUAAAUGAUUUAGGUUUGCAAACUUCUUAUCAUGUUAAUGGAUUUGCAAAUGAUACCUUAUAUGCAGUUAUGCAUGCUCCAAGAGGUGAAAAUACUGAAGCUAUGGCGUUGGUUGUUCCUUGGUCUAUUGGUACUAAUGAUGACAACAAUGAUAAUGAAUAUAAUGAAGGUGCACUUGCCUUAGCAAUGUCUUUAACAAGAUAUUUCACAAGAAUGUCAAUUUGGUCUAAAAAUAUUUUACUUAUAUUUCCUCAAGAUACUCGGAAAUCACUUAGAAGUUGGGUAGAAGCUUAUCAUUCUACUUUGGAUAAUACUGCUGGUUCAAUUGAAGCAGCUAUUGUUAUUGAGUAUGGGAAAUCAAUUGGAGAUUACUUUGAUUAUUAUGAAAUGUAUUAUGAAGGAUUGAAUGGUCAAUUACCUAAUCUUGAUUUAUUAAAUACCGCAAAUACAAUUGCGCGUCACGAAGGUAUUCAUUGUUCAAUUCAAGGUAUAACUACUCCAAAAUUCACGUAUUCAACUAGAUUACAAACUUUAUUAAAAGGAAUAUUACAAUUAACCCUUCGAGGAUUAACUAGACAUUCACCAGGCUGUGAAGCAUUUUCCGGUUGGCAAAUUCAAGCAUUUACUAUGAAAGCCAUUGCCAAUGAAAAUAAAAAUAAGCAUGAUAUCACUCAAUUUGGUAGAAUUGUCGAUUCAAGUUUUAGAUCAGUUAAUAAUUUAUUAGAAAAAUUCCAUCAAUCAUUCUUUUUCUACUUAAUGCUUUCACCUAAGAAUUUUGUCUCCAUUGGAACUUAUUUGCCAAGUUCAGUUGGAUUGGCUGUUGCUUAUGUAUUGAGUUCUUUAGGUGGGAUUUUAAAUGGGAAAAUUGAAUCAAAAGAUAUUUUAUCCAACCUUUCAACAAUCUUGUUAACCUUUGUUAGUGUUGAAUUGGCAUGUGUUGGAUUAUCAUUUACUAUUCCAUUUAUGAUUCUUAAUUCAGAUGAUGAUGCUUUAGGUGUUUCGGCCCAAUUUUUGUUGAUAUUACUGAGUCUUGGAUUCUUGGUCACCAUUUUAUCAAUGACUAUGAAAAGGAGAUUAAAUAAACCUGUUGCAUAUUCGUUAAUUUCAUUGGCUUUAUUCGUUAUUGCUCUUUUGAUUACUGCCUUGAUGAUUGUUCAUUUUUCGUUAGCAUUGAUGAUUGGUCUCUUGGCAUUACCUUUGAGCUUGAUUCCAAACUUAAUGGAUCAAUUAGGUGAUGUUUCUAAAUUCACAUCCACACAACAAGAUUCCGAACCUCCGAAAGAUCCAAUGACAAAAUUCUUACAAUUUGUGAAAACAAAUAAACCUCACAUGUUAAUUUGUUUAUGUUUAUUAAUCUCGAAUCCGUUCUUUAUAAUCCUUGUAGGUGGUAAUUUCUUAACUACAAAUGAGGCCGGUGGUAUUGAAUUAUUUCAAGGUUUGACUACCAGUUGGAAUGAUCUUCAAUGUUGGACUUGGUUUAUUGUUAUAUUGGGGUGGUUUCCUUGCUGGAUCUUGGUAGGGAUUGGAUUUGUCCUCUAUCGUGUUGAUAUUGAUGAUAUAUUGUCGAAAAAGAAAUUAGAGUAA
Hemisphaericaspora subhashii is the source of this 1884-nucleotide messenger RNA. RefSeq names its product GPI-anchor transamidase subunit. The transcript has a single exon. The record is from RefSeq and is a predicted model, not a curated record. Gene Ontology annotation, cellular component: membrane; GPI-anchor transamidase complex. NCBI's taxonomy places the organism in Eukaryota, Fungi, Ascomycota, Pichiomycetes, Serinales, Debaryomycetaceae. Bases 1 to 1884 code for a protein of 627 amino acids. Gene Ontology annotation, biological process: attachment of GPI anchor to protein.